AUGUUGAGUAAAUUACUUAUUCUCACAACAGCCUUGAUUGCAAUAGUCUUAUCAUUAUUGUAUUCAAGUAAUGUUAAUUUAUAUAAAAAUCCUAAACAUACAGAAUCAUUAUUAAAUAGUAAUAUUAGUAAUAAAUUAAAAUAUAUUGAAAAGGAUGGAUCUAAAAUAGCCUAUAUUGAAUUGGGUGAUUUGAAUGGACAUGCAGUUAUUCAAUUACAUCCUACACCUGGAUCACUUUCAUAUGGACAUUUAAAUGAAGAUGAAUUAGCUAAAAAACAUUCUAUUAGAUUAAUUAAAUUUGAUAGACCUGGUAUUGGUCAAUCUUUUUUAAAUACUAACAAUAAUACUUUAAAUACUUGUUCAUGUUCUAAAGAACAAUAUUAUUUAAUUAUGAAUUCUAUUCAAUCUAUUGUUAAUGAAUUAAAAUUAAAUUCAUAUAGUUUAAUUGGUCAUCAAUUAGGUGCUUUUUAUACUUUAUUAUAUUAUAAACAAUUACAACAAUUAAAUAAUAAUAUUGAAAAUAUUGAAAAUAUAGUUUUAUUUUCACCAAUAUUACCAAUUAAUAAUUCAAUUAUUAAUGAAAAGAUUACAAUUGAUAAAAUAAUUGAAUUAAUUAAAGAUUAUAAAUCUAUUCAUAAAUUAAUUUCAAUUAUUUAUAAUAAAAUAUUAGGUAAAAAGACAUCAUCUAUUUUAUUUAAAAAAUUAUAUAAAUUAAUUACAAAUAUAUUACCUACUAGAUCUAUUUUAUUACCAUUAUUAAAACAUUGUAAUUUAAAUAAUUUAAAUGAAAAUGAUAAUAAUAGUAUUCAUAAUUCUAUUAAUCAAAAUACAAUUACAUUAUUUGAAGAAUUUAAUUAUUUUUAUAAUUAUGAUGAUAAUAUUAUUGAUAGUAAUAAUAAUAAUUUAAAUAAUAUUUUAUUAAAUAAUAGUGAUAGGAUUAAAAUUUAUACAAAUUUAAAUAGUGAAUUUGAACAAGCUUUAGAAUUUAUCCAAAAUAAGAUUCAUAAAAAACAAAUUCCAAAUUUGAACCCAACAACCACCACUACUUCCACCACUCAACCAAGCACAUCAACUACAACAACAACACCUCAAGCUGAAACUACUACUACUACUGCUGCUACUCCAAGUACUCCAACAACAACCCCUACAGUUACUGCUGAAACCAAACAAGUAGAAUCAAAGGCUAAAGUUGAACAACAACAACAAGAAGAACCAACAACAACUACUCCUACUAGCACCACUCCUACUACUACUACUAAACAACAACAAGAAGAGGUUACUACACCUAUCACUACUACUCCAACAAGUGAUCAAAAACAAUCCGAUACCACUACUACCAAUCAACCAAGUAUGGACACUCCAACUGUUGAACAAUCUACUACACAAUCCACCACCACUACUGAAUCUACAUCUACAACUAAUCAAUCAUCAUCAUCACCAAUAAAAGUAGCAGUGAUUGGAGGUGGACUUGCAGGAUUAUCAGCAGCUAUUGAAAUUGCAGAAUUAGGAGGUUAUGUUUAUUUAAUUGAAAAAGAAGAACGUACAGGUGGUAAUAGUGCUAAAGCAACAUCAGGUAUUAAUGGAGUAUUAACUAAAGCACAGGAAAGAUUAUCAAUUCCUGAUACAGUUGAUUUAUUUAUAUCUGAUACUACUAAAUCAGGUAAACAAGCAGGUAAUCCUAAAUUAAUUUCAACACUUGUUAAAGAAUCAACAAGUGCAAUUGAAUUUUUAGAAAAUCAUGGUAUUGGAAUGGAAUUAGUAACACAAUGUGGUGGUCAUUCAAUGGCACGUACACAUCGUUCUGCUCCACCUAAAGUUGGACGUGCAAUGAAUGUUGGUGCUGAAAUUACUUUUAAAUUAUUAAAUUAUAUUAAGAAUAAUUUAAAUGAUAGAGUUACUGUAAUGACAAGUACUAAAAUGAUUGGUUUUUUAACUUUAAUUGAUGAAAAUAAUAAUACAAUUGUAACAGGUAUUAAAUAUAUUACUCUUGAACAAGAAUCAAAAGAACAAUCAAAAGAAUCACAAUCAGAACAAUUAAAAGAAUUAAAAGAACAACAAGUUAAAGAAUUAAAAGUAUCAUCAGUUGUAUUAACAACAGGUGGAUAUGCAGCAGAUAGAGAAGGAUAUUUAAAAGAAUAUGCACCACAAUUAUCAAAAUUACCAACUACUAAUGGUAAAUUUGCUAAUGGAGAAGGUAUUAGAAUGGCAGUUAAAGAAUUAGGAGCCUCAUUAAUACAUAUGGAAUCUAUUCAAGUACAUCCAACUGGAUUUAUUGAUCCAUUAAAUCCUAAAAGUAUGACAGUAUUUUUAGCAGCUGAAGCAUUACGUGCUUAUGGUGGUAUUAUAGUUAAUGAGAAUGGUAAUAGAUUUUGUAAUGAAUUAGGUAGAAGAGAUUAUGUUUCUGAUAUGAUAUUUAAAAAUUGUAAAUCUGAAAUUGAAAAUGGACAUACUACUGCUUAUAUGAUUAUGAAUGAUCAUGUUGCUAAAUCUUUUAGUGAAUCUUUAUUAUCUUUUUAUAUUGGUAAAGGUUUUAUUAAGAAAUUUAAUAAUUUACAACAUGCUCAUCAAGAAUCAUUACAACAUUUAAAUUUACAACAAUUAAUUAAUACUAUUGAAAAUUAUAAUCAUUUUUAUAAUCAAUAUCAAUUAAAUAAUUCAAUUGUAGAUGAUUUUGGAAAGAAUUUAUUCCCAACUCUAUUUAAUUUAAAUGAUACCAUUUAUAUUUCAAGAAUUACACCUUCCAUUCACUAUACACAUGGUGGUUUAUUAUUUGAUGAAAAGGCAAGAGUUUUAAGAAGAAUUGCAAAUGAUAAUACUGUUGAACCAAUUCAAGGUUUAUAUACUGCAGGUGAAGCAUCAGGUGGAUUACAUGGUUUAAAUAGAUUGGCUGGUAAUAGUUUAUUGGAAUGUGUUGUUUAUGGAAGAAUUGCUGCUCAUGAAAUUAUUAACAAUGAUUCCAACAAACAACAAUCAAAACUUUAAAUAAAUUAUUGAAUUAAACGAUUCAGUUCUGUUCUUUGA
This is a messenger RNA of Naegleria gruberi, 3021 nucleotides long. RefSeq names its product fumarate reductase. The transcript has a single exon. Bases 1 to 2982 code for a protein of 993 amino acids. Gene Ontology annotation, molecular function: oxidoreductase activity; FMN binding. NCBI's taxonomy places the organism in Eukaryota, Heterolobosea, Eutetramitea, Acrasida, Naegleriidae. The record is from RefSeq and is a predicted model, not a curated record.